CCUGCACUAGUCUCUUUUCAUUAUGGCCCGGCGCAAGAGACAAAUUCUUUCAGACGACGAUUCUUCUGACGAUUCCAGAGAAGAAGACGGCGAUGACUUCAAUCCUGGCGAGAACAACGAUGAACGAGCCGAACGUGAGUUAUUCCAGAACCCCUACGCUCGCAACAAGAAGCGAAAGCGACGUGAUCUUGAUAACGAAGAUGAUGAAGACGAAGGAUUUGGUGGGUGCCAACCUGCGGCUAGAAAACGGUCGGACUGGACGAAGGCACCAAACUUUGUCAGUGGUGGUAUCAAGACGGUAACUUUGGAUGAGGCUGAAGGAAUCGACUCAAGUGAUGAAGUGACUGGAGAACCUGGACCACAGCAUGAAGACGAUGUCGACCACGACGAGGAGCUCGAUGAGGAAGCCGAAGAAAUCCCUCCGGGAGAUGAAGAGGAAAGUGACCAGGAUAUGGAUGUAUCGGAUGAAGACCAACCAGUUGCUGAGCCACGAAUACGAGAACCCGAAGAAGACGAAGAAGCCAACCCUGCACGUUCAGGAUUCAGUGCAGCGCGAUCGAUGAUGUCUUCUUUCUCAACUACUGCGGGCACUUCGGCUGCUCCAUCUUCUACAGCCGGCAUCGGCGCUCGUGGUGGCAUUGGUGCUGGUCGAGGUGGUAUAACCUCUUCUGCUGCAUCUUACGGUCUUCCAGCGGCAUUUGGAGCCUCAACGCCGCCUGUUGAACGCUCCAAGCCUUCUUUUGUACGCUCAGCUCCUGUGACGGCACCUGGCACUCCGACUCCCCCAAACCUCACAACCGCGGAAAGACGCCAUUUCGACUCUCUCUCCAAUACAAUCGGUGCGAAGCUCAUGGCGAAGAUGGGUUGGCAGGCUGGUCAGGGUUUAGGUGCGGAGGGCAAGGGCAUCGUGAAUCCAAUUGAGACCAAAAUGCGCCCAACGAAGAGUGGUAUCGCAUACCGUGGGUUCAAAGAGAAGACAGAACAAAGUAAGGCGGAGGCACGGAGGCGGGGUGAGCAUGUAAGCGAUGAGGAAGAUCAGCGUCCUGCUAUGGGUGGGAUGCAAAGGGGAGAGAGAGCCGAGGUGUUGAGGAAGACAAUGAAGAAAGGCAAAGUCAAGGUUGAGCAUAAAACAUAUGAAGAGCUCAUUCGGGAAGCUGGUGCCGAUGAAUCUGCCAUGCUUCCAGAUCUUGGUAUCAUUAUCGAUGCAACUGGACCGGAGAUGCGGGAGGUUUCGCUUUCCGAAGCUUCUGCCUUCUGGGCGCCUACCGCUGAUCAAACACCCCCACCUCAAGUGGAUGAGACGAAGUUGGCACUUCAAGGGCUUGCUCGUGAAGGAAGGGCGUUGAACGAACGAGAGAAGUACCUUGCGGGUGAAGGAAAGCGACUCGGUUCUAUGGUGCGGCAAGAAGCGGAAAUGAUAGCGCGACUGGAGAGAAUGCGUCUUCUCGUUGAUCAACUCAAUGAAGAGGCAAAGGAGAUCACAGCCACCUAUGAACCAAGUCUGGAUCCAUUCACGAAGUCGUUCGAGACAAUUCUGAAUGAAUUCUCGACCGAGUCUGAUAAGUUCGGCGUGGAGGAGGUUUUCGUUGGGGCGAUGAGUCCAGUCAUCAGGCGGAUGGUCACGAACUGGGAACCUUUGUUACAUCCGGAAGCGAUCAGUCAACCCUUCUAUCAAUGGCGACGAGCGUUCCUGCUCCGCCCUUUUCAACCGCCCAAUGAGCGCUUUUCCAACAAAGGGCAAUCGGACGAGAACGCUUUACAAAUGACGCCCUACGAGAGUCUUGUGUGGACAGUUUGGCUUCCCAAGGUUCGAAUGAGCAUCAAUAACUCGUGGGACCCAAUCGAUCCAGACCCCGCCAUCCACUUGUACAAGACCUGGGCACCGCUUCUGCCGGAUUUCAUUCAGGCCAACAUCCUUGACCAGCUCCUCCUUCCUAAACUGUCGAAAGUAGUCGCAGACUGGGAUUGGCGGAAAUCCGUUCCUCUGCAUUCCUUUGUAUUUCCUUGGUUGGAAUAUCUCGACUUGCGAUCCGAACAGCUACUAGAAGACUGUAAGAGGAAGAUCAAAUCUGUCCUCAAGACGUGGAACGUUAACGAUGGGUUGUGGAAGCAAAUCACCGCCUGGCGCGAUGUGUUUGCUCCAGGAGAUUGGGAUAAUAUGCUACUCAAACUCAUCGUGCCCAAACUCAGCGCCAUUAUGCGUGAAGAUUUCAAGGUCAACCCCAGGGAUCAGAAGAUGGAACCACUUAACCGAGUUCUGGAAUGGAAAGAUGUGAUCAGGCCCUCCGUCAUGGGUCAGCUAUUGGAGAAAGAAUUAUUCCCUAAAUGGCUUAACGUUCUUCACUUUUGGCUUGUACAGCCCAAGACCAGCUUCGAAGAUGUUGCACAAUGGUAUUCAUUCUGGAAGGGCUACUUGCCGACGAGCGUCAGCAAACUCGAGCCGGUCGAACAAGGCUUUAAUCGCGGCCUCCAUUUGAUGAAUCUAGCAAUUGAACUGGGCCCGAGUGUCGCUAAAGAGCUACCACGACCUGAGACGCUUGCUACAAAAAACGCCUCAAGGACUGGCGUCUCUACGACUCGCCCGCAAAAUGGCACCCCAAAACACGCCGCUGCCCCGCUGGCCGCCGAAGUAACAUUCCGUUCGAUCGUGGAGGACUUUGUCGCGGCACACAAUCUUUUGUUUAUCCCUAUUGGUCAGGUUCACGAGGUGUCGCGUAUGCCGCUAUAUCGCGUAUCCCCGAGUAUCGAUGGGAAAGGUGGAAUCACAGCCUAUUUGCUGGAUGAUGCAGUCUGGAUGCAGGAAGGGGCAGAUUGGAAGGCCGUUAGUUUAGAGGAGAUGGUGCUCCGUGCCAAUCGUGCCGGGGCGCGUCAGCGUUAGAGGAAAUUACCAUGGUGUAAUACUAUUGUUGUAGCCCUAUUGUUGUAGGCCUGACAGAG
Messenger RNA from Dacryopinax primogenitus, 2937 nucleotides. Its product is annotated as TFP11-domain-containing protein. Gene Ontology annotation, cellular component: U2-type post-mRNA release spliceosomal complex. NCBI's taxonomy places the organism in Eukaryota, Fungi, Basidiomycota, Dacrymycetes, Dacrymycetales, Dacrymycetaceae. The transcript is spliced from 3 exons. The record is from RefSeq and is a predicted model, not a curated record. Gene Ontology annotation, biological process: spliceosomal complex disassembly. Gene Ontology annotation, molecular function: nucleic acid binding. Bases 23 to 2878 code for a protein of 951 amino acids.